UGCAAGACUUGUUGUCGUUGCCAUGUAUCCAUGUUAUCUAUGAAUGUUGUAUUUGUAUAGACGAACAAGAAUUCUUAACCCCAUUAAACGAAUUUAUUCUUGUAAACCUGGAGCUCCGGCCAUAUUGAACGUGGGCACAUCAGUUACAACAUUGUAGGACAACCAAGAAAGAAAUGGCAUCCAACUGCAAAAAAUCCGCAAACGACAUCGACACCAUUGACAACGACGCAGUUUUAUACAUGUAUACUACAUUGGCCCAGCUCGUUAAUGGCUAUGAUGAAUACGGCAACGAAAGGUUCAAGAAGUUCUCAGAACGAGAGUUCAGAUCCGAUUUCAGCCAUGAAGUGGUGAAAGGUCUAUGUCACGGAAAAUACCGGACGCGAUGGUGUGAGGUAUCAAUGAUGAAGGGAGCCACCGAUUUGACCACCUACCAGGAGAUGUUACAGGAAAUCCACCCUCGGACUAUCAUUGAAUUAGGAACGUGGCUCGGGGCAAGUGCUGCUUGGUUCGGGGACUUGGCCAAGAUUUUCGGACUAGAAUGCCAUGUGUAUUCCAUGGAUAUCACGAACCCAGAUGCCGUAGACAAGAGGUGUCACAGAGAUAAUGUUAGCUUUCUACAUGGGGACUGCAAUAAGAUUGAAGAAACCUUUACACCCGCGAUGUUAAAGGGCCUCCCACACCCCUGGAUAGUAAUUGACGACGCUCACGUGAACGUGAUUCCAGUCUUGGAAUACUUCACGGCUCACAUGCUCCCCGGAGACUACUUGAUCAAGGAGGAUGUGUCGUCCAGCCAGCCCAGGAAGCCCGGGAUGGGUCUGAUCAAGGAAAUGGGGUGGGAGCCGACCCAGAGCUCAAACCCGGAAUUGCUUGUGAAAUUCAUGGAACGGAACGCGGACAAUUAUCGCGUUGAUCGCUACUAUUGUGAUAUGUACGGCUACAACGGGAAUAAUAACUGGAAUGCAUAUCUCAAGAGGGUUUAACACCAUACCUGGACGGUCUGCAAGAAAGUGUCAGAAGAGUAACAGGAAUCAAACAGCUGACAGAAAGUAUAAAUACUAUACGGGGUGUAUCUUUUCUAUACGACACACUUGCCUUUUUGUUAGGAAGAUUUUUUUAAAACGCUGUAACUAUGUGAACUUGGUAUUUAAAACUGCAACCUUAAUGUAACGAAUAAAAGUCUAUUCAUGUACGCAUUAAAUAUUCUAGCUAUUAAAGCUGAACUGCAUGAACAAAAACAGAAGCGUCCAUG
Molecule: messenger RNA, 1249 nt
Organism: Lineus longissimus
Lineage: Eukaryota; Metazoa; Nemertea; Pilidiophora; Heteronemertea; Lineidae
Exons: 7
Coding region: 174-980 (268 amino acids)
Biological process (GO): lipid biosynthetic process
Molecular function (GO): methyltransferase activity
Source: RefSeq, a predicted model, not a curated record